This is a messenger RNA of Fomitopsis serialis, 771 nucleotides long. RefSeq lists its product as uncharacterized. The record is from RefSeq and is a predicted model, not a curated record. Lineage: Eukaryota; Fungi; Basidiomycota; Agaricomycetes; Polyporales; Fomitopsidaceae. The transcript is spliced from 3 exons. The coding region runs from base 106 to 651 and encodes 181 amino acids.
AAGUAGCUAUAUGCGCACCGGGGUAUAAAACAGCACGGACAGACGGCCCGUUCACCCUCGCCCAAACUCGCAAGCUCGGUCACUCACCAUACGUGCACAUCCGCGAUGGCUAGACGCGUCGUUCUCGUCUGUCCAGUCGACUCGUCUCGCCGAAAGCCUCGUUAUUCCUCCACACUCUCCGAGAGGAGGGGGCUCUUGCGCUCCGUCCUUACCGAAGGGCUGCGAGAGAUCACGAAGAAUCCCCGCGUGCGUAUGCGCUACAACGAGCACGACUUUUGGGAGCACGUCGUGCGCCGGCUCCACUACAAACUCGUCGGCUGGCCGCCGUCGACUCCCUUCACGAACCUGAGCAAUCUCAAGGGCGGUCGCCGUCCCGUCGAGGAGCUGCUCCAGCUCUGGAGCAAGGGGACCCUCACCUUCAUGCACCGGGCCUGCCGGUGCGACCUCAAGAGCCACAGAAACCCGCUGACGGCGUCCGGGAAGCCGCGCCGUUGCCGCCACCGAGGCGCAAUCACGCCGCUCUAUGUUCACGAAGCCGUCGAUGCGCGCAUGGACACCGAGAUCGAGGAAGUUGAGGCGGAGGCGGGCGGCAGACGGGUAGCGCAGGGUGAGCUUGCGGAGGACCCUAUCGGUGAUGCAGACGGCUGGUAGUAGAUUCCGUCGCGUACAUCAGAAUUGAUUGUGAUUUGUCGAAGACGUGCAAGCGGGAGGACGGCGGCAGAGCGAGACAGAAUUGCCGCAAGUGACGGUCAGAGCGAAGCCUCUGGCGCC